CACACUGCACCCUGCCUACUUCCCUUGGAGGUUCUAUCUUGGAACCCUAGGAGGACCCUGCUAGAAUAAGAGGCACCUUUGCUUGUUGCUGGGGUAGUUAUUGCUGCUGGGAGUUUCUAAGUCCUCCUGUUCUGUGCUCGUCACGCUUCGUGCACGUACAUUCAGCCGCUUACAACCAGCCAGCCGGCGAAGACCAUGUCGGCCGUUACGAUGCAGACGGCUGCGGCUGUGAAGCCGUCAGCAUUUGUCGGCAGCACGAGCCUCAAGGCGAGCCAGCACAAGAGACUACAGGUCGCCGCGCCGAGCCGUUCCUCCGCUGCCGGCGUGCGCUGCAGCGCGGUCCGCUCGGAGCGCCUGUGGACCCCGAGCUCCGCCGCCAACAGCGGCGACAUCUGGUCCAUGCGGAACGACCUCGACGUGCCGCAGAGCCUGUACAUGGGCGCGCCGGCGGUGGUGGCGGGGCAGGGCGCGCCGCCCCCCAUGCUGCAGGAACGGUUCCAGUCGGUCAUCUCGCAGCUCUUCCAAAACCGCAUUAUCCGGUGCGGAGGGGCUGUGGACGACGACAUGGCGAAUCUGAUUGUGGCGCAGCUGCUGUACCUCGACGCCGUUGAUCCCACCAAGGACAUCAUUAUGUACGUCAACUCGCCUGGUGGCUCCGUUACCGCUGGCAUGGCUAUCUUUGACACCAUGCGCCACAUCCGGCCGGACGUCAGCACUGUGUGUGUCGGCCUCGCUGCCAGUAUGGGCGCCUUCCUCCUUUCAGCAGGAACGAAAGGCAAGCGCUACAGCCUGCCCAACAGCCGCAUCAUGAUCCAUCAGCCGCUGGGAGGGGCGCAGGGGCAGCAGACGGACAUUGAGAUCCAGGCGAACGAGAUUCUGCACCACAAGGCCAACCUGAACGGAUACCUGGCGUACCACACUGGGCAGUCGUACGACCAGAUCGUGCAGGACACGGAUCGCGAUUUCUUCAUGAGUGCAACAGAGGCCAAGGAGUAUGGCUUGAUCGAUGCUGUUAUCACCAACCCCCUCAAGGCCCUCAAUGCCGCCCCAGUUGCCGCCUAGAGUUCUUUACACUAAGGCUUGUUACUCCCCGUAGGUUAACUGGCUGUAUAUGCACAUAUACUUCUGGUCGGUGCAGUGAAACUCUGCGCCUUUCAGGGUGUGUAGUAGCACUUCCAGACAAAUAUGAAAAUAUAGCACUAAAACUGGA
Messenger RNA from Closterium sp. NIES-67, 1210 nucleotides. Lineage: Eukaryota; Viridiplantae; Streptophyta; Zygnematophyceae; Desmidiales; Closteriaceae. The record is from the annotation of a GenBank genome assembly.